Molecule: messenger RNA, 3898 nt
Organism: Cyanistes caeruleus (blue tit)
Lineage: Eukaryota; Metazoa; Chordata; Aves; Passeriformes; Paridae
Molecular function (GO): DNA binding
Source: RefSeq, a predicted model, not a curated record
UAAGAGAAUAUGUGCGACCUGCCUGUCUUUGACUUUGUGACAGGAACGAUGCCAUGGGGAAGCUGGUCAGAGGAGCAUCACUGCUCUGUCCUCAAUUUUCCAGCACAACUGAGGAUGAUUUAAAAACCGAGGCACAGCCAAGACCUUUCCUCCUCCUGUGCUCAUCAAGCAAUCACCGCUCAUCACCCCUCUGCUUCAAACACCUCAUUUGCAUCUGGCUGACCUUGACUCCCCUCUGUGGAUGGGAAGAUGAAGAGGUGGAAGUGUAAAAGAUUGGAAUUUUAUGGUGGGGACAGCAGGUGGGAGCUUUCCAAGCCAGACAAAGGAGACCUGACAAGGAACUGUGGUGAAGGGACAAGCCCAAGGCAAGGAAGUGUCCGGUCGCCUCCUCUCCUGGAACAGGCAGCAGAGACCUGGAGAGACAGGAGACAUCUUGCAAGACUCAACACCUGGAGCAGUGCUAACCAGGCAAGGAGCAGCUCUGUUGCUAUCAGGAUUGUGAUCUUUUUUUCUCUCUCUGUUUGUGUGUUCAUGUAGUUUUGUUGUGUUCAUAAGGGUAAAUGAACAACUGGUUUGGGGAAGGAAGAUCAGUGUGUUUUCCUUAAAUGUUAAAGGAAAACCCCACCAGAGAGCUGUUUGGGCUGGGGUUGUUUGCUGUUUGGAAUGCAGAGCUCUGUUUCUGAGGGGGAGAGGGCUCAGCUAUGCAUUUAUCCCAUUUUGUGCUCUGUAGCCUUCCCUGUGUUUUUGAGAGGGCUGGGGCAGCUGCCUGCUGCAGGGAGGGGAUGUGGGGAGCACACAGAUAAUUUGUAUGUGGUGCUUCCUGAUAAAAUCAAUGCCAGGGUGUGUAUCAGUCAGGAGAAAAGGGUUGGAGAAAACCAGGUGUGAGACUGUGCCAGCAGGGCAGAGCAGCAGGUUUGGGGAGAGUUAUGGCUCCUGUAAGGAGCUUUGCUGCAGCUGAUGGUGGUGGAGGUGGGAAAGGACAAAGUUUUCCAGGGUGAACUUGAAUCUUCCAGGUGAGAGGAAUCAAACCCAAGCAGGACUUUACUGGGGGUGUGGAGACAAAACAAGAAACUGGAAUAAAUUGGGUCCUAGCUGCCUUUCCUGUCACCUUGUCUCUGGUCCAGCUCUCCUUUGCCUGCCCCAGCUCCCUCCCAUCUUCUUUGGACACCGUGGCCAUUCUCCACCUGGUGUCCAGCACAUGGGCUCAGCCCUGUUCCCAGAACCCCUCUGCCAAAUCCUGCUGCUGAGCAAAGCAGGCAGGACUGGGGUGAUGCUCUGCCAGGACCCUUAGGAGCUGGAAAGAAACCCCUCCUGAGCUCAGCAGCCCUCAGCUCCUCAGUUGCUCCUCUGGCAUGGGAGGUUUUGGAAAUCACCACCAGCCUGGCUCUCCAGUUUCUCCAGUGAUUGAAGUCCGCAGCUCCAGGAGCAGAAAGACAUCUCAGUGGGCAGAGAAGUGGGUCAGGACUUAGGAUACAGCUCCUUGCAGCUUUGUUGCUUUACUGCCUUACACGUAUCUAGCACUGGUCUGUGCCUCAGUUUCCCUAUGGGUGAAAUGAAGGGAAUUUUCUGUUCUCCUUAUCAGAACAUUUUGAUGUUUACUGGGGAAAAUAAUUGUGCAGGCAAAGGAAUGAUCAUUUCCUGGAAUACUUCUGGGUUUUUUUGAGUCUCUUCUCUGCACUGCCUUGAUAUCACAGAGACAGCCCUGCACUGGAGCAAACUGCUGUAGAUCCACUGAAGUGAUUUGAGCUGUGCUGGUUCACAGGGGCAGAGGAACCAGCCUGUGUCUGCUCAGUGGCUUGUUCAGCAUCUGCUCAAAGUGUCUGCUGUGAGGGCUGGCCCUGCCUGAUCCCAGGUGAGACCUGGCAUGGCCAUCACUGCCAAGGAUGCUUGGAUGCACUGAAGGCAUGUGGGGCUGUGCUCAGUCAGACCCAAGGCAGCCUCCCAGCAAAGGGCUUUAGGGUGAGGCAAGCUCAGAAGGGUGGGAAUGGGAACAGAGAAAUAACUGGUAGAGGAAAUGCAGGGCCAAGUAUUUUAUAUCUUCAGGUUGUGCUGCCCCAGGUAAAGCACUGCUUGUGGACACUCCAACCACCGGAGAGCCCAAACCCCUGUGGUGACAUUCCCGUACAGUUCCCUCUGCUCCAGGUGGGCAGCCCUGAUGUCAGCCAAGCUCUACGUGCUCAUCAGCUGGCCUGACGGCAGCCGGGUCAUCAACAUGGAGAACAUCAAGGAGCCCCGCAAGCCCUUCCACCUCUACACGGUGGGGGAGCAGGUCCUGGCCCGCUGCCCCGGCUUCAGUGGGCUGUACUGGGGUGUGGUGGAAGGCAUAAGUGAGCAUAAAGAUAUUUUGGAGAAGAAGCUGCUGGAAGAUCGGCAGCUCCUGGAGAAGUUAAAAGAGGAACCAGCUGUCCACAACAUGAUGCCAUCCCCACCAAAAAAAUCCAGGAAAACCUUUCCAAAAUGGACCCCAGGGAAUGCAUCCAGGAAAUACCCCAAUGACAAGACCUAUCCUGCAAAGCCACUGCUGAGGGUGGCUGAGGCCAGCCUGCCUCAUGAUGCCAGCAGCUCCUCCAUCCUCAAGGACAGACGUGUCCUGGGAAGCGUGGCAGGAAGCCCUCGCUUGCUGGCAACUCCCUCCCAGCCAGCCAGUGCCUUCACACCUCCGUCCACCUUCAUCACCAUGGCCCUGCCAGGGCAAGGAGCUUCCCAGAGUGAAGAGGACAGGGCUGGUCUGGGUGCCAGAGAUUAUGUUGCCCUUCCAAUGAAGAGGAAGUCAGAUGGCAUCUUGUCCCCGUGCCAGCAGCAGAUCUGUCUGAAAAGCCGUGAAGAGCGAAAGAUGGAUGCUUUGCAAGAGACCGAUGGCUUUGAGAGGGUUCACAGAAAUUUUGGUCCUGUUGAGAUGGAAAGGGCAGAGAAGAUAGAUCAGCUGGAGAGGAUGGUGUUGGACCUCCAACAAGAUGUCCUCUCUCUGAAGAAGAAGGUGCAGAGGCUGGAAUCCCUGUCCUUCCAGGAGGAGCCCCACCGACAGCCGUGUGAGGUGGUGGAGCUCUUCAAUGGCUACACCAAGGAGCAGCUCAAAGAGACCAUCAGGUUUGACCAGAAAAUCAGCACAGCCUGCAAGACCCUGCUCUACAAACUCUUCACCUCUGACUACAUCCAGAGCCACUCCAUCACGGGGCGCAGGGGCAACACUUUCCGGGAGGCGAAGCCAAUGAUGGACGAACGCUGCAUCAAAAUCAUCAGGGUGCUUCUGAAGCAGAAGUUUGGGGAUCACCUCAGUGACACCGUGAUCACAGAGAAGAUCCAGAAUGUGCAGAAAGCCCUGAGGCAGAAGUUUAAGACAGAAUGUCUCUGAGGUGUGGGGGAUUUGGUGUCUCCUCCUGCCAUUCCUGUGUGUGUCCCUGAGCAGCCUUCCCAGGAAAGAUGAGCUGAGCAGCUGCUGCUCAGUAGAUUUCCCCCAAGGAGCCUACUCAAGUGAACCAUGUGCUAGACACAGCUCAAACACUGCCAAACCUCUGCCUGCAUUAACUGAGCAGGAAUCUGGCCUAACUUGGCUCAGUUUUUGCACUCUACAAGUUCCUUCACAUCCAGACUGUGUGCAAACCUCACUGUGGGUGCAUGGAAUCACCUCUGUGACUCUGAUGAUGUGCUCAAAGGCUUCAGGGCUCCAUUUGAGUCCAAGAAUGGGUCAGGAGGGUAGCCCUGUUCCACACUGCAGAAAUGUUGGCUUUGGGAUGGGGAAUCCAGCUGCACACAGUCUGUCACCCAAUGUGGCUUCUCUCUCUCUGCCUCUGGUUGCCUCCUUCUGCCUGUGGGACAAUAUUUACUCUUUUCUCACAUUGAAUGUUUUAUUUUCAGCAGUAACAGAAAGGCAGACUCAUUAAAAUGACACCUUAAAAAA